GGGAGACCUCCCCGUGGUGCAAACCCGGCCUGGGGCAGGAGGAGUAGUGGAGAAAAUGUGAGAACCACUUUCCGCCCUGCUGAAGCAGAUUUGCACGGAUCCCUGCCCGCUUCACCCUUCCUCCUCCUCCAGCCUUUCCUCACCCCCAAGGAAGUGGCCUAAGCAGGGGUGAGAGCAACCUUUGAGCCCUCCCGCCGUGCAAGAGAUUACCAGCCCAGGCAGGUGGGUGGGAGAGCGGGCGGUGCCCUCACGUUCCUCUCCCACCCUUGCUUUUCUCCUGCGUGUGUGGCUUUCCCUUGCACACCCACUCCCUCCCCACUUCACAGCUUAGGAAGAGACCUCAGGGAUGGGACAGGGCCGGGCCGGGUCCUUCCCUUGACCCCUUCCUGGGGGUCUCCAGAUGUCCCCCACGAUAAGACACUCCCGCGGUGACCUUGGCGGCCACCUCCCUGCCAGGAACGGGGGAUCAAGGCUGUCCGGCUGGCCUUGCCGGCGGCCCCUCCUGCAGCAGCAGCAGCAACAGCAAGCUGGCCACGGGGGAAGCCUCCUCCUGCGUCCGUCAGGGCCUCUUUGGCGGAAGGCCUUUCGUUCCGCGUGCGGAUCCGCUGAUUCCAACAGUGGGACUCCCUGAGCCAAAAGGGUGUACAGAAUUCCUGAAGUCUAAUUUCAGUAGCAAAUCCUCCUUUGAUAUGUUCCACAGGGCCGCCUGGGGGGACAUGAUCCAGGGAAACCGGGGGGGGGGCGGGACGGACAGGGGAGGCAGGUUGGAAGGCCUCCCUGUUCCCCCCCCCCAUCUGGCCUCUUUGCUAAGUUUCCGGUUCCUCCGGGUGUCUUGUCCUUUUGCAGGUCCAGAUCUGCCGCUUCCACCGAUUCCUGCUCCAGCGCAGGAAGAGCCCCUGGCUGCUCAAGGCGCCUCCGCACUGCAGGGGGCGGUCGGUGUCUGCACCCUCCAGGUCUCGUGGGCAGUGGGGGCUGAUGAAGAAGGCCCUCCUGGGAGCCUCGGUGGGGAUCCCUCUGGCAGUCGGGAUCCGCUACGCCGUGGCAGACAAGAAGGAACGCCGGAAGGCGAGGCUGCUGGUGGAGGGCAUCGGGCGCUUUGUCAGAUCGCUGCGGCUAGGAAUCCAGAUCUCUCUGGAUUACUGGUGGACGCACCACAUCUCGUUACGGGGCCUGGACGAGAACAGCCCAGAAUACCUGACGGUCCUGUCAGGCUGCCACCAGCGGUCGGCCGAUUGCAUCGUCUCGGGCGCCAUCCAGAACGGGGGGCUUUACGUCAAGCUGGGCCAGGGCCUGUGCGCCUUCAACCACCUCCUGCCCCCCGAGUAUGUCAACACCCUGCGCGUGCUGGAGGACCGGGCGCUCAAGCGCGGCUACACGGAGGUGGAUGACCUGUUCCUAGAAGAUUUCACCGCCAGGGCCGACCAGCUCUUCCUGGAGUUUGACUACCAGCCCGUCGCGGCUGCCAGUUUGGCCCAGGUGCACCGAGCCCGGCUUCACGAUGGCACCCCCGUGGCGGUGAAGGUCCAGUACAUCGACUUGAGGGACCGGUUUGACGGGGACCUCCACACCUUGGAGUUCCUCCUGCGGAUCAUAGAGCUGAUGCACCCCAGUUUUGGGUUCAGCUGGGUCUUGAAGGAUCUGAAGGGCACCCUGGCCCAGGAGCUGGACUUUGAAAACGAGGGGCGCAACUCGGAGCGCUGCGCCCGGGAGCUGGAGCACUUCCGCUUUGUGGUGGUUCCUCGCGUCCAUUGGGAGAAGAGCAGUAAGCGGGUCCUGACGGCCGAUUUCUACGAAGGCUGCAAGAUCAACGACCUGGAAGGGAUCCAGAGGCAAGGCCUGCAGCUCAAGGAUGCGGCAGGCAAGUUGGUCCGGACCUUUGCCGAGCAGAUCUUCCUGACUGGGUUCAUCCAUGCCGAUCCACACCCAGGAAACGUGCUGGUGCAAAAAGGCCCCGACGGGACGGCUCGGCUCAUCCUUCUCGAUCACGGGCUGUACGAGUUCCUCCAUGAGAGGGAACGGGAAGCGCUGUGCAAGCUGUGGCGAGCGAUCAUCUUGCGUGACGAUGCGUCCAUGCAGUUGCACUCCAAGGAAUUGGGUGUGAAAGCCGAGGACUACUUCCUCUUCUGUGAGCUGUUGCUGCAGCGGCCGAUCAACAUGGCGUCCCUGGCGCUGGCCAACCUGCUGACCCGGGAGGAGACGGCGUACAUGCAGGACAUGGCCAAGCACCGCUUUGACCGCAUCAUGAAGGUGCUGAAGGACCUCCCUCGCUCCAUGCUGCUGGUCUUCCGCAACAUCAACACCGUGCGGGGCAUCAACGUGGCCCUCGGGGCCCCCGUGGACCGGUACUACAUCAUGGCGAAGAGGUGGGCAGGAUGAGGCCCUUAGAGGAAGCCUCUGCUUGGCCGGCAGGUCUCGGAGGCUGCUUCUGGAACAUGUUUUUUUUGGGGGGGGGCUUAGUGUUGCUUAGCGGGGGUGCCUUUGUCGGUGACUUCUCCUGCCUGGCUUGUUAGGCUCCUUUUUCACAUGCCUCCCUCCCGCCCAAAGCGCUCUUGGCAUGUGAUGCACGCACAGACACAUGCGCACACGCGCAGCCUCCUGCUAGGAAGCCGUUAGAAGAAAAGAGCUUUGGGUUUUCUGUCUUAACUGCUUGCAGAAGUCCUGAAAGUAGAACGCGUGGUAGUUUCCCCACCACAAAGCCUUUUGCAGGGGGAAGCCGUUUGGGGGAGCAUCUCCUCUGGAAAAGACGCAGCCAGCGGAAGGGUGUGUGUGUGUGUGUUUUAGUGGGGAGGAGAAACAAGGAAAGGCUGAGCGUGCUUUCCGAUCACAAGUGUCACGCUAGCUUUCCUGGAUGCGAAGUCUGGUGGGCGGGAGGGAGGCUGGCUGCUCCAGGGAGUUUCCAUGUGCCUUUCUGGGUGUGCCUUUCUGCAGAUGCCUGCCUGCAUUUUUCGUGAGUAGAUUCAGGCGGCAUUUAAUGUACAACCCUGAACCCUGGAAAGUGGGGCAAUGUGUCGCCGGCAUAAUUAACUUGUAAACCACCCAGAGUGCACUGUAAGCACUAUGAGGUGGUAGGUAUAGAAGCAGCGCAUGCUGUGUGUGCGCAUGCACAUUUCCUGGGAAGGGGAGACUGGGAGGAGGGGGUUGCCAGCAGCUGUCUGCCCCAGAGAGGGUUCCCUCCCCCCCCCGGUGC
This is a messenger RNA of Pogona vitticeps (central bearded dragon), 3187 nucleotides long. The record is from RefSeq and is a predicted model, not a curated record. NCBI's taxonomy places the organism in Eukaryota, Metazoa, Chordata, Lepidosauria, Squamata, Agamidae.